Dimorphilus gyrociliatus is the source of this 1343-nucleotide messenger RNA. NCBI's taxonomy places the organism in Eukaryota, Metazoa, Annelida, Polychaeta, Dinophilidae. The record is from the annotation of a GenBank genome assembly.
AGAGUGGCGUGUGCUGAUAUUGAAUAUAGACCGGCCUUUGCAUUUAUACUGGUCACUUUGCGUUCGCGCCUUUCAUUUUCGAUUUCACCAAAGGAAAUAUGUCAGAGCAGACUGAUAAAAAGAGAGUUGGACGAUGGUAUUUUGGUGGAUUUGCAAGUGCUGGUGCAGCAUGUUGUACACAUCCCUUGGAUUUACUAAAAGUUCAUCUACAAACUCAACAGAAGUCUAAUCUACGAUUAUCUGGCAUGGCUGUUAAAGUUGUUAGAAAUCAUGGAUUUUUCUCCCUUUAUAAUGGCCUAUCAGCAUCAAUAUUAAGACAGCUGACCUAUUCUAUGACAAGAUUUGCUAUCUACGAAGGAGUUAAAAAUAAUAUUUUAGGAUCGGAUAAAGAAGUACCAUUCUAUCAAAAAGUACUCUUAGGUGGAGUAGCUGGAGCAGUUGGUGGUUUUGUUGGUACACCGGCUGAUAUGAUAAACGUUAGGAUGCAAAAUGAUGUUAAACUGCCAGUCAACGAAAGAAGAAACUAUAAACAUGCAAUUGAUGGUCUCCUUAAAGUUUAUAGUAAAGAAGGAGCGUCCAAACUCUUUUCUGGAGCCACUAUGGCAAGUUCAAGAGCAGUGCUUGUCACUAUUGGUCAGCUAUCAUUUUACGAUCAGAUUAAAGUGAUGUUGCUCAUGACUGGAGUAUUCAAGGAUAAUAUAGUUUUGCAUUUUUCCUCAAGCUUUGCAGCUGGUGCCAUAGCAACUCUUUUAACAAUGCCAUUAGAUGUUUUGAAAACUAGAUUAAUGAAUGCCCCACCAGGAACAUAUUCGAGCAUUGGACAUUGUGCUAAAGACAUCUUAAAGGCAGGACCCAGUGGUUUUUUCAAGGGCUUCGUUCCGGCAUUUGUUAGACUAGGACCACACACAAUUAUAACUUUCAUAUUUUUUGAACAGCUAAGAAUGAACUUUGGCAUGCUUAAGUGAAAAAACUGUUUAAGUUGCAAAAAUAUUACCUUUUUCCAUAUUUGUUUUUCCUUUUAGAAUAUUCUUUAUGUUUAUAAUUCUAGAAUUGAAAACCAGAAAUCGCUCAGUGCUCAGUCAAUAAAACUUGCCGUUUCGGUGUUGUUUGUUUUUUCACUGAAAAAAAAAAUAUUUCUUUCCAGUUAUUACCUUUAUUCUUGUUGCUUUUGUUACUUUAUAAUUACUAGGCGUGGUGUACAAAAGUAUUAAUGAAUGUUGGAUAAGAUGUACUAAAUAUUUUUAGGCCUUUAAAAACUGUUUUCAGUUGAUAUUGUCUCAGUAUGCCAUAAGAAUUUUCAGUUAUUAGUGAAAUUAUUAUAUUAUUUGAAAUUUUAUGAGUUU